UUCAACAAAAAAUAUUUACUUUCGAGCCGUUCACGAUUCUUGCGAUAAAGGAAAAUACUUUUACAGAGUUGUACCGAAGUGCGAAAAUGCCAAUCAGUGAAAAUAGCCACCCUAAGGCUAAAAAGUACAACACAUUGGAAUGUUCCAGCAGUAAAUAUCACCGUCAAGUGAACAAUUUUAAAGAAACCAAUAGGUCACCGCCGAACAAAGUGCAUAGACCCAAGGACAAUGACUUCUAUACGAUAAUUACAUUUUAUGACAGCAUUCCCGACUAUCGAGACAUUAAUCAUCUAUCCGAAUACGAAUUCCAAAACCAAUUGUUGAUGUUAAAGCAACGGCAAUGCGAAAUAUUUCCAGACAAAAGUGAUCGGUCCGUACGAAAAUUAGAUAUUUCUGAUAUUCAAUGUGAUUCUGUCUCCGUUUCAAGUCGCAAAAAUACGGAUUUAGACAUUGACUUUGCUGGACUGAUCACAAAAAACGAUGAGCUCAACAACAGUUUGAAUAAAUGCUUGGGCAGCAGUAAACCAGUGAUACAGAUUAGUAGUGCGAGAAGUAAUCGUGGAAAUAAUGGUGUUAAGUCUUACCGCAGUAAGUCAGUUAGUCCUUCGAGGUUAACAGUACCGCAACCCUUCAAAAUGACUUUAAGGGACGAGAGGGACCAUUCAACGAAUGAUCUGCAACAUUUUUUUGACAAUGACAAUGAAUUGUACGAUGAAGGUAAACUAUCAACAACACACGCUAUUCCUCUAACUUCGAGGAUUCCGCUCUACGAUCGUAUUCUUGCGGAUAAAGCACAUAAGAGCGAAUUGGCCAAACUCAAUUCUGCUAUAGAGUUACAGUCUCAAAUAAAACCGUUUCACUUCAGCGAAAGGCCUAAAUGUCAGCUACGACGAAGUCAUACCUCCCCCCAACUUACCACUCCGAACAAUCAAUCGAAAACUGACGGCUUCCACGCCAAACCUUGCCCGAAGAACUUAUUUAGCAAUUAUUUCUAUCACAAAAUGUGGGAGGACGAAUACUUCAGAGCGCUGAAUCGAAAAUUGCGAGCCGAAGAAUUGUUGAAGAUAUCGUCAUUGCCACCGUCCAUGAAGAAACGAAAUAAAGAUUCUCCCAAGUCGGAGAAAAGUAGCACGACAUCGAUGAAACGGGGUAAGAAACGGAAAAAAGGAACGAAAGGAAAAUCGAACAAUGUCAGCAAAGACGAUGAAUUCAUAACAACAUGUCCGAAUCCCUUCAAAUUCGAAACGGAAAGGAGAAGCACAACACGUUGCUCAAAGUCUCCCACCUACUGCAUAUCGAAUAUUACGAGCAGCAAAUCGUCUUACCAAACCUCACCAAUUCCAAUUUAUCCAUCAGCCCGUCCAAAUUUGGCAGCAAAUUUACGUGUGGAAUGGGCAAGGAAGAAAUUAUCAGAAAUGUCCAUGAAAUCGGAGAAAAAUUGUCCCAAGGAAAGUGGUCGUCGCACCAGUUGGGGUAUAAGAAAAAGCCCCGGAUGGAAAUCAUUGUAUUACGACAAUACGAAUGACGAGGAUAUAUCAUUGCGACUAGCAACGCGACGAGCUGAACAAAAGUUACACCAUGAGGAGCAUCAACUUAAAAUGGAAAUAAUGAGGCAAAGGGUGCGCGCUGCACCUCUGCUGUUAGAAGGUCCAUCGCAUUGGGGACCUCGAACGGUAGCACAUGAUUGCAGGUACGGAAAACCGUUCGGCGAUGACAAAGUGAAUCGUUCAAAGCGUGAUUCAAGGGCAGACUUUUAUUGUGACAAGAAAUAUAACGAUAAAUCUUCCAACUUUUGAGUGGAAGUUAAAAGCAUUCCCCUGGUGAUUCGAAGAUUAGAUUUAAACAAUUACCGCCAUCAUCAUUAUUAUCAACUGAGUAAACAUUUA
Bradysia coprophila is the source of this 1886-nucleotide messenger RNA. RefSeq lists its product as uncharacterized. Lineage: Eukaryota; Metazoa; Arthropoda; Insecta; Diptera; Sciaridae. Gene Ontology annotation, biological process: cilium organization. Gene Ontology annotation, cellular component: cilium. The record is from RefSeq and is a predicted model, not a curated record.